This is a messenger RNA of Pseudophryne corroboree (corroboree frog), 4456 nucleotides long. RefSeq names its product ADAM metallopeptidase with thrombospondin type 1 motif 1 (gene ADAMTS1). NCBI's taxonomy places the organism in Eukaryota, Metazoa, Chordata, Amphibia, Anura, Myobatrachidae. The record is from RefSeq and is a predicted model, not a curated record. Gene Ontology annotation, biological process: proteolysis; extracellular matrix organization. The coding region runs from base 279 to 3062 and encodes 927 amino acids. Gene Ontology annotation, cellular component: extracellular matrix. Gene Ontology annotation, molecular function: zinc ion binding; metalloendopeptidase activity. The transcript is spliced from 9 exons.
UCAGGCUCCUGCACAAGUCCCCCAGCCAUAGCCCAGAGUGGAUCAGAGGGAAGCCUGGAACACUGAGCUUUGCGCAGAGGCUCUGCAAGGCGUAAAUAACACAACGCUCCAGCGCAAUUUUCUACAAGGAUAGCAUUGGGGGGACGGAAUCCGCUGCAGUGUCCCUACUACUUCCCAGCGCUGCCUCAUAUACCCACAGCUCCAGCGGUGACCUGCGCCCAGCGCAGCAUUACGCACUGAGCCACUGCGCCCUGACUUGUUCCCUAACCGUGCCAAGGAUGAAGUGUGUGCGCUGCCUGCUGCCCUGCGUGGUGGCACUGGUCUAUGCCCGGAUUGCUGCAGCUGUGCCAGUGGAAGAAGAGCUGGUGGCCCCUGUCAGGAUGGAAGGGCAAGGAGGACCGUCCCAGGAUGGAAAGGUGGUGUACCGCCUGGAUGCAUUUGGAGAAGCCCUGACCCUGGACUUAGAGCCUGACCCCAGCUUCCUGGCACAGGACUUCAGUCUGCAAUACGUGGGUCGCCCCAAGUCUGGUGGAGAAGAAGUGUCAGGGACUCUGGCUGACCUGGCUGGCUGCUUUUAUUCUGGCACUGUCAAUGGGGACCCGGCGAGCAGCGCAGCCCUGAGUCUGUGCGCUGGGAUCAGGGGAGCAUUUUAUCACCGCGGCGAAGAGUAUUUCAUCCAGCCCAGCAACCACACACUGACGGUGGCUGCUUCUGCCAACCCUUCCAGCCCACUGGUGCUGCAUCUGGUCAGCAAGCGCAGCCGUGCCAAGGCCAAGUGUGGAGUGACAGAUAUUAGCCCCCAGCAGCUGGAAUCUGAUGAGCCACAGUACCCCAAAACCAUGACACCACCAGGAUCGGGAAAUUCUCGCAAGAAGAGGUUUGUCUCCAGCCCACGCUACGUGGAGACCCUGCUUGUGGCAGACCAAUCUAUGGCUGAAUUUCAUGGGAGCAACUUAAAGCACUACCUCCUCACGCUAAUGUCAGUUGCUGCUAAGCUGUACAAGCAUCCCAGCAUCCGUAACUCAAUCAGCCUAGUGGUGGUGAAGAUACUCGUCAUAUACGAUGAACAGAAGGGACCCGAAGUGACUUCCAACGCUGCCCUGACUUUGAGAAACUUUUGCAGCUGGCAGAAACAGCACAACCCAGCCAGCGACCGACAUGCAGAACACUAUGACACGGCAAUCUUGUUUACAAGACAGGAUCUUUGUGGAGCUCAGACAUGUAGCACCCUUGGGAUGGCAGAUGUCGGCACUGUUUGUGAUCCGAGUCGCAGUUGUUCGAUCAUUGAAGAUGAUGGCUUGCAGGCGGCAUUCACAACGGCUCAUGAACUAGGUCAUGUGUUCAAUAUGCCCCAUGAUGAGGCGAAGCACUGCUCCAGCUACAACGCAGCUAAUAAAGACUCUCACUUGAUGGCGUACAUGCUCUCCAAUCUGGACAGACAGGAACCGUGGUCUCCUUGCAGUGCCUACAUGAUCACCUCUUUCUUGGACAAUGGACAUGGCGAGUGCUUAUUGGACAAGCCUAGCAGACCCAUCCAGCUCCCAUCUGAUCUCCCUGGAACGCUGUACGAUGCCAAUAAGCAGUGCCAAUUCACUUUUGGAGAGGAAUCCAGACAUUGUCCAGACAUUGCCAGCACGUGUACGACCUUAUGGUGCACCGGAAUCUCUGGAGGACUGCUAGUCUGCCAAACUAAACACUUCCCCUGGGCCGAUGGGACCACUUGCGGGGAAGGGAAAUGGUGUUUGAAUGGGAAGUGCGUAGAACAGAUGGACAAGAAGCACUAUGAGACACCGGUACAUGGCGGUUGGGGGUCCUGGAACCAUUGGGGAGAGUGCUCUAGAACUUGUGGUGGUGGAGUGCAGUAUUCUCUCCGGGAAUGCAACAACCCAGUGCCAAAAGAUGGAGGCAAAUAUUGUGAGGGCAAACGGGUCCAGUACCGUUCAUGCAACACUGGGGACUGCCCGGACCGCAAUGGCAAGACAUUCCGAGAAGAACAAUGUGAAGCUCACAACGACCUCUCCAAGUCUACUACUGAUAGUGGACCUGCAGUGGAAUGGACACCUAAAUUUGCAGGAGUCCGUCCAAAAGACCGUUGCAAGCUUGUGUGUCGUGCUAAGGGAACUGGGUUUUUCUUCGUGCUGAAUCCCAGGGUAGCUGAUGGUACUUCAUGUAGCCCAGACUCCACCUCCGUCUGUAUUCAAGGGCAGUGUGUUAAGGCUGGUUGUGAUCGUGUAAUAGGUUCCAGCAAGAAGUUUGACAAAUGUGGAAUCUGUGGUGGAAAUGGAUCCACGUGCAAGAAAAUAUCUGGGACUUUUACGAAAACACGACCUGGGUAUCAUGAUGUUGUGACAAUUCCUGCUGGUGCAACAAACAUUGAAAUCAAACAGCGCAACAACAGGGGUUCCAUGCACGAUGGCAGCUUUUUAGCGGUCAAGGCAGCGGACGGCACCUAUAUCCUCAAUGGUGAUUAUACAUUGUCCACACUGGAACAAGAUAUUUCCUACAGUGGCAACUUUUUGACGUACAGUGGUUCAACAGCUUCACUAGAGAGAAUCCGCAGCUUUAAGCCACUGAAGGAACCGAUAACCAUUCAGGUCCUCACGGUGGGAGAUUCUCAGCGACUGAAAAUCAAGUACAUUUACUUUGUCAAGAAACCGGCUCAAGCGGAAAAGACUCCAAAUAAGAAGAAAGAAUCUUUCAAUGCUAUACAAGAGACAAUUCUCUCAGAAUGGGUCAUAGAAGAAUGGGGUGAAUGCUCAAAGACUUGUGGAUUAGGCUGGCAGAGAAGAUCCGUAGAGUGCAAAGACUUGAGGGGUCAGCCUUCAAAAGACUGUCCUAAUGAACUCAAGCCAGACGAUGUCCGGUCAUGUGCAGACAUUCCCUGCCCCCAAUGGCAACUAGGAGAGUGGUCUUCUUGUUCUAAGACCUGCGGAAAGGGUUUCCGAAAGAGGCUCUUAAAAUGUGUGUCCUACAAGGGUAGUAAUUUGCCUCAAGACAAUUGUGAUCUUUCGAAGAAACCUAAACAUUUAAUAGACUUUUGCACGGUCUCCAUCUGCAGUUAAACAGCAUCCAGCUUGGAACAUUACUAGGUUCUGUCAAGAAAACAUGAACAUGAUGUUAGCAGAAGGUCAGGUAGUACGUGUCUGAUGAACGUACAAGUCAGAGGAUGGAAAGUUACUGGGAGGAAACAGUGCGAAUAUCUGCUGGUUGGGUUAGACCAUCAGGGAUAAUAACUCAACGUAGGCUUGCAAGAAGGGCAAAUUGGUGUCCCUAAAUCCUUCAUCUUUAGAAACCCUGGGGCAUUAACCUUUCCAACCAUAGUCUGUUACAAGUUAGGAAAAGAUACAGAGCCCUGUAGAUGGUGGCCAUAUAAGAUAACGAUUGGUGGUAAGCCAAUCAUUGUUGACUUUUUCUGAAGGGGCCUUCACAUGGUUUUUAGACAUUGUCCUUGGUCAGGGUAGCCUUACCUCAGUUACAAAGGGCAAAACCAAGAGCUGAUAAGGAUAUUCAGUAUAGUUCACUAUGGCUGCUAUCGCACUACAGUAUAUAUAUUAUUAUUUUUUUAGAGAAAGAAAGACAUAUUCUCAUUUAUACGAUGAAUGCAAAUUAGGUGGACCAAAUUUUUAUUGUAUUAUGAUUUACUAAUAAAAUAUUAAAACUUAUAGCACAAUGCACCCCUAUUAUAAAUGAUAAGAAUAUUAGAAGUCACCAAGAUGCACCGUAACCAUAUCAAACCAUGAUGAUGGAGGCUUGGUGCUUUUAUGUAAAGCAAAAAUGACUUUCUAUAUUGAAAUCUCUAUAUUAGGGGUUGUAUUGUUCCUUAUAAUACAUGAGUUUUGCUGAUUUGAUGACAUCAUAACUCAGUUGGUACAGAUAUUUAUGGGAGGUUAUAAACAUAUUAGCAUCCCUUGUGUAUUAUUCUCCUCAAUGAGAUGAUCACAUCAAUUGGAUGGUAAUGUCCCAGAGCUGUCCACAGUCUGAUUAUAAAUUAACUCUUUUAACGAAGCCAAUAACAUUAUGGACAUGGGGGAGGGAGGGAUAAAUUAGGCCAGUAUAGAUUCUUCUAUAUAUGUAGAGGUGUAAAUAUAGAAAUAUAUAUGUUGCAUAUUCAAGUUAUGCAAUAUGGAAAUACAUUUGGUAGACAGUCCCGGAGAUAGCAGGUCUAUCUACAGCUGUUAGCCAACUGGCAUGUGUCAUUUUAUCUAUACCCCAAUUGGAGAAUAUGACUUUAAUGUGUGUGUGUGUAACUAUAUUAUGUAUACAAAGUAUACUUUAUAAGUAUUUGCUCCAACCCCUUCUAUGAAGGGAUCGUUUUAAUGACACAUCAUAUACCUAUUUAUUUUUGUACAUCAAGUCUAAUUAUAUUUAAAGUUAUCGCUUUCUAUAACGAGAAAAGAGUAUUUAUGCAUUAUUAUAUGUAAGUAGAAAUAUUAAAAAGAACACAAUGAAAUUCUGA